Messenger RNA from Acanthaster planci (crown-of-thorns starfish), 3009 nucleotides. RefSeq lists its product as uncharacterized. Gene Ontology annotation, biological process: regulation of transcription by RNA polymerase II. The record is from RefSeq and is a predicted model, not a curated record. Gene Ontology annotation, molecular function: RNA polymerase II cis-regulatory region sequence-specific DNA binding; DNA-binding transcription factor activity, RNA polymerase II-specific. Lineage: Eukaryota; Metazoa; Echinodermata; Asteroidea; Valvatida; Acanthasteridae.
AAUCAUUCCACACUUCGGCACUUCUCGAUGAACAUCGGAAAUAGUCGUUCUGUCGUUGGGACUUGCUUUAAUAUUUUCCGAGGUCUAUGAGUUCUUUAUGCUCUGUGGUCAUUUUUUUUUCGACGCCUUGUGUUCGUCGUGCACUUGUGAUAACUGCAGGACCGUAUGAGCAAGAAACAACAAAAAUCCGGCGAAAUGCGAAUGGAUUUGGACACCCUUUCCCAGGCUGCGCUAAGUCAAUUUGACACGAGUUACAUCAACCAGUCGUUCUUUGGAUCAAAGUCAUUUCCAUCAGCAGUCAGCGACGAAUUCGCCAGGGCACUUCCCAACCCCAUGGCAGUGCCAAACACUGAUCUGUUCAUCGAUUGCGAACAAGGGGAUCUGCCAAACUUUACAGGCAACAUGGAAGAUUUUGAAUACAAACACACGGUCACCGACCCAAGUUUUGAGCAUGAUCACAACAUGAACACCCGGAGCGAUACGAUGCCACUUUGCUACCAUGGCACCAUCACAACAACGGCGCCGCAGAUGUCUCCGGACCCUGACAGUCCCGAUGGGUCUCCCAACCCGGCCUCUUGGUGGGCUACUACAGACCAAGGGAUGCUAACUCCAACAGUCAUCGGCAACAUUGUCAGCAGGUCCAACACACUCAUCAACGAGGCAGCUCCAAGCGGCAGCCAGAGUACGGAAACCCAGCGCCUGAGCCGAGAGGAGACAUACACCCCGGCAAGUUCGUCCAGCUACGAUGUGAUCUGCACGGAGCCCCUGCCAAUGUCAUCCCCAGACUUGGCCACUGACACGGAACAACUUCCCCCAUAUUCCUGCGCCUACACACAGGCCGCUGGUUUGUCCUCGUUUGACACGCUGGUGGACACACUGAGUAGUGCCGCCUGCGCUGCCGAAACAUCGGCAUCACAACCAGUAGGCACUCAGUUCAACGAGCAAUCCAUAAAAAUCGACGGGGUUCUGAAAUACACCUGGCCUGUCUCCUUGGAAUCGAGCUCGGCCUUUGGGCGACCCGUUCAGCAGCAGCAGCAGCAUGCUGUAGUCUCGCAACAACAGCAGCAACCUCACUCCCUGAAAAUGUCUCCUUCGUCAUCUCGCUCUCAAGCCUCGCCUCAGUCGGUUCCUUGCCGGACUCAUACACAACAACUGGGUGAAAGUAUGUUGCUGCAAAUAUCGAAUCCAGUCGACAUCUUGAACCAACCGUACGCCUCAAAUCUCCCAACUGCCACCACAGGCAAAAGCCCCAAACCCCGAAAGUACAUCAGUCGGCCGGGUAAGACCCCACCGCAUGAGCGACCGUACGCAUGCCCUGCCGAUAGCUGCGAUCGACGGUUCUCUCGCAGCGACGAGCUCACCCGUCAUAUUCGCAUCCACACGGGACAGAAACCAUUUCAGUGCCGGAUCUGCCUGAGGAACUUUAGCCGUAGCGACCAUUUGACGACCCACAUCCGCACCCACACCGGUGAGAAACCGUAUUCCUGUGAAACGUGUGGCCGUAAGUUUGCCCGGAGUGACGAGAGAAAGAGGCACUGCAAAAUCCAUCUUCGGCAAAAAGUUAAAAAGGAGUCAGAGCAGAUGAAAGGAGCCAGUUCAUGCAGUUACCAGUUACCUCACACCUCCCCCUCCUCGUCCCCAUCGCCCUCCUGUUCGUUACCAGCAAGCACAAUAACUACCAGUGCGUCUUAAAGACGCUCAGUAAAUCUGGCGCACCCUGUACGGCUGGUCUGACUGGCCAAAAAUACUUUGAAAACUCUUUAUAACCUCCAAUAUAUCUAAUUGCAAGCAUAACAGUUCAAGAUAAACCGGCUGUUCUUUGUAUUCAGCAAAAUAUUGUCAAGACACAAAUCAAGUUUCCCUCUUUCGGUGAUUGACAAUAAUAAGAAACGGACUAACCUUUAUAUUUUUAAUGAGCGUUUAACGGUGUGGCGUAAGGAAAUGCGGAAUUGUAUGGAUGUGUACAAAAUGUAUACAGAAUUUUAACUCGAAGCACACUUUCUUGGGACCAACUUGCUGAUGGUAGAAACUAGCACUUAAAAUGCUCAAUUGUUGGUGCAAAGUAAUUUAAUGUUCUUUGUCUUUUUGUCGCUCGUAGACAUCGAACCUUUUCUUUCUGGUGUUUCUUGUCACACUUAGUAUUUAGCAUUCUGUAAUUAUUAAAUCAAGCUCUUAUUGGGGGUAUUCACGGCUUUUGAUUUAAACUAAAAUGUCACAGGAGCCUCUCGGUGUUCGAAAUCUUCCUGGUUUUUGAGCACUGAAAUUCACAUUCCUCGUGACAGAAACAUUAUAGCAAUGCACGCGUAUAAAGCACUCUCUUAUAACCAUUAUUGGUAAUGAUGUAUAAUCAAAAAGACUACAUGUAUUUACAUUAAGAAAAAACACUUUUAGCAUGUUGAAUAAAAAACUAUUGCUCGGAUCAUUUUGCGAUACCUUUGGGGUUUUGCAUGUUCACCUGCCCAGUGUUUCGUUGGUAAAACGUUAUUUAAAAACAGAAAGAUAACUUGACAUUUGGGAACGUCCAGAAACCAUUUGGGAACGUCCAGAAACCUUACGCAGAACUCUCGGUUGAUGAUGUAUGUCGCCAUUUUAUGGUUUAUCUCCGUAAGUAAUCGUCUAACAGUGCAUCAGGAUUGCUUGAAAAAAUUGAUGUCAGAGUAUUCUCUAACUGGGAGCAGGCUUCCACGUUGGUUGAGACCUAUAAUGUAACACGCAAUUACCACCAAUUGUAAGAAUGACAGGUUCAGAUACUUAAGUCGCUUUCGUUUGUACGUUUGUAAACAAAGUAAAGCAGCCUGCAGGUUCGGGAUUUAUUUUUAUUUUCAGCCAUCCGUUUUGCAUUUUCGUUUGAUAAUUGACCACGUGUAAGCUCUUUUCCCGAAACUACUUCCGCACUGUAGAUCACUUGUCAGUGUUUUAAUAUAACAUUUCACUUUAGUUUCUGUAUCACUUAAAAGAUAAGAUAAAUGGGAAAUAAAAAAGUGCUUUUUGCAGAUUAUUUUGCUCAGA